AUGACGAAGGUUUCACAGCUUACUCUUAUCUUUCGCGACAAGCUACAAACUGUCCACAAAAACUCAGAUGUUGUCGAGAAAAAACCUUUAGAUCCACCGUCCAAUGACGACCGCGAUCAACUGACCAAAGAAGUUGAUUCUUGGUCAUCGUUUCAAAUGCCUGUUCACUACCCAAACUUGACAAGGGAAGAAUACGAGAUUAUGUCGGAGGAAGAACUUGAUCGGCUUCUCAAACUAUAUGGUCUGCCUACAAAUAUCGGUGACUUGUCUUACAAGAAACAAUUUGCAGUGGGUGCAUUCUUGUGGGAGAGAAGGUGA
Messenger RNA from Brassica oleracea var. oleracea, 318 nucleotides. RefSeq lists its product as uncharacterized. Bases 1 to 318 code for a protein of 105 amino acids. The record is from RefSeq and is a predicted model, not a curated record. The transcript has a single exon. NCBI's taxonomy places the organism in Eukaryota, Viridiplantae, Streptophyta, Magnoliopsida, Brassicales, Brassicaceae.